GGUGACGAACGUGCCUUGUGUGAAAAGGGAGCGCCAGCCUAGCAGAAGAGAUUGUGACGUGUUUCCUUUCGCUCAGUCUUUUGGCCUGUGCGGUUUGCUUUCAAGAUGCCAGCUUCACCUAGUGCCACAAAUGUGGGGUCAGCAGGAAGGUCUCCCAAAACAGCAGCUCCUCGGGCCAGCGCGGGCUCCACAGUUAAACAGAGAAAAACCACAUCUGCUGGUGGCAGUAGGACACGAACACCAGGAGCAGCGGCCGCUGGCGGUGGAGGCAUGUGGAAAUUUUACACAGAUGACUCUCCAGGAAUCAAAGUUGGUCCCGUGCCUGUGCUGGUUAUGAGCCUGCUCUUCAUCGCUUCAGUCUUCAUGCUCCACAUCUGGGGAAAGUACACCCGCUCUUAAGGCAACAAUACUUCAUCAAGGGACCAUCGUUUCCAGUGCUGUCAAUAAAUAUAUACAUAUUUCCUCUUGUA
Molecule: messenger RNA, 470 nt
Organism: Ornithodoros turicata
Lineage: Eukaryota; Metazoa; Arthropoda; Arachnida; Ixodida; Argasidae
Gene: Sec61beta
Product: protein transport protein Sec61 subunit beta-like
Exons: 4
Coding region: 106-399 (97 amino acids)
Biological process (GO): SRP-dependent cotranslational protein targeting to membrane, translocation; post-translational protein targeting to membrane, translocation
Cellular component (GO): Sec61 translocon complex; membrane
Molecular function (GO): guanyl-nucleotide exchange factor activity
Source: RefSeq, a predicted model, not a curated record